AGCUGGGCUGGUGGGCGGGUGAGCCGGUGGCGGGGUCGGCUGACGGCUGCUCGGAGGGCGGAUGGCGAUGGCGACGGCGUUGGCAGCGACGGCAGCGGAGCGCGCGGUGCUGGAGGAGGAGUUCCGCUGGCUGCUGCAGGACGAGGUGCACGCCGUGCUCCGGCAGCUGCAGGACAUCCUCAAGGAGGCCUCUCUCCGCUUCACUCUGCCUGGCAUGGGUACAGAGGGGCCAGCCAAGCAGGAGAACUUCAUCCUGAGCAGCUGUGGCACAGACCAGGUGAAGGGCGUGCUGACUCUCCAGGGGGACGCACUGAGCCAGGCGGACGUGAACCUGAAGAUGCCCCGGAACAACCAGCUGCUGCACUUCGCCUUCCGGGAGGACAAGCAGUGGAAGCUGCAGCAGAUCCAGGACGCCCGGAACCACGUGAGCCACGCCAUCCACCUCCUCGCCAACCGGGACGAGAGCUACCAGUUCAAGACGGGAGCUGAAGUCCUCAAGCUGAUGGACGCCGUGAUGCUGCAGCUGACCCGAGCCCGCAACCGACUCACCACCCCGGCCACCCUCACCCUGCCCGAGAUCGCUGCCAGCGGCCUCACGCGCAUGUUCGCCCCCGCCCUGCCGGCCGACCUGCUGGUGAACGUCUACAUCAACCUCAACAAGCUCUGCCUGACCGUGUACCAGCUGCACGUCCUGCAGCCCAACUCCACCAAGAACUUCCGCCCAGCGGGGGGCUCGGUGCUGCACAGCCCGGGGGCCAUGUUCGAGUGGGGCUCGCAGCGCCUGGAGGUGAGCCAGGUGCACAAGGUGGAGUGUGUCAUCCCCUGGCUCAACGACGCCCUCGUCUUCUUCACCGUCUCCCUGCAGCUCUGCCAGCAGCUCAAGGACAAGGUGGGGCUGGGGGGCCUUUUGGGGGGUUCCAAGGACCCCUGUCACACCGCCAAAGUGCCCCCAGACCUCUAGGCCCAUCACAGCCCCCCCCGCCCCCCAGCAGGCACCUGGGCCAACACCAGCCUCUCCCCUCCCCUUGGACGACCCUGACUUUGCACCUGGCUCCUUCUAGGGGGCCCCCAGCACCCCCACUGACCCCGGGUCACCCCUCCCCCAGAUCUCCGUGUUCUCCAGCUACUGGAGCUACAGACCCUUCUGAGCAGAGCGUGUGGGAGCUUCUCCCCUGGGACGGUGGCCCAGGGGGUCCCUGUCCCAUCCCCCACCGCUCGGGGUGCCCACCAGAGCCGGGAGCCCGGGCGCUGUGUGCCCUUUAUUUUCCUCUUUGCCCCAUUCUUCCUGGCACGUUUGCACAGAUGGGGGUGAAUGUGGGGACCCAGAACGUGGUUUGGCUUCUUCCGAGGAGGGGAAGGGUCAGGAAGGUGGCCUGAGCCGCAGCCCCGGGGCCCGGCCCGCCCUCCAAGCACCAGGGGGACCUUUGAACCCAGGGCAGGGCCCAGCGUGGGGCUCCCAGCCUCCUCCUCCCCUGCCCGGCUGCACCCCUGCUGGAGAUGGGGGCACAGGAGGGGCGGGGUGCAGCGAGGCCGCCCUCCCCGGGCCCGUGCCGCUGAUGCGUGUUCCGCCCCCACCCCACGGGCCGUCUAAGAAAUAAAGAUCCUCAGAUCCUCGA
This is a messenger RNA of Choloepus didactylus (southern two-toed sloth), 1616 nucleotides long. It is a transcript of the gene ROGDI, whose product is annotated as rogdi atypical leucine zipper. Gene Ontology annotation, cellular component: RAVE complex. The record is from RefSeq and is a predicted model, not a curated record. Lineage: Eukaryota; Metazoa; Chordata; Mammalia; Pilosa; Megalonychidae. The coding region runs from base 62 to 961 and encodes 299 amino acids. The transcript is spliced from 10 exons.